AGUGAACGUGUCAUGUGCGGCCAUGUUCGUUAUACAAUUCGUUUUAUUACUGUUAAUCUUUGAAUCAGCAGACAACUCGAAAAUUUUGUGCGUUUUUCCAUUUCCAUCACCUAGCCAUCAGUUCAUGUUACAGACCGUUUCAGAAGAAUUAUCUUUAAGAGGUCACCAAGUGACUGUGAUUACGCCAAAUCCUCGUAAUGCUACAAAACUAGUUAAUCUAACUGAAAUAGACGUUUCUUUUGCGUACCAAAUUAUACCUAGGACCAAUUUUGAUAAGUUCAUUAACGGCACUUUGUUGGAAAAGUUGAUUUUUAUGACUGACUGGAGUUUGGAAAUUAUGGAGGAACAGCUUGCUCAUAAGCCUGUCAAAAAUUUGAUUAAGAAUAAUAGUAAUUUUGAUUUGGUUAUUGUUCAACUUUCUUUCGUCUAUAAUAUUCUCAAUCUUGGUUUUGCUGCUUUGUUUGGAGCUCCACCAUAUAUUGAUAUUUUUUCAAAAAUAAUAGAUUACAAAAUUGAAGGUUAUUUAAUAAAUGUAUCGUAUUUUGUAAAGCAAAUGAGGUAA
Psylliodes chrysocephalus is the source of this 562-nucleotide messenger RNA. Lineage: Eukaryota; Metazoa; Arthropoda; Insecta; Coleoptera; Chrysomelidae. The record is from the annotation of a GenBank genome assembly.